ACACAAGCGGAAGUAAAUAGUCGCCAUGGCAUGUUAGCUAGUGAGGUGCUCAGCUAAAGUCGUGGACGCGCUCAACAUUGAACGGAUUAAAACCAUUUGCAAUCUUCAGAAUAAUUACAGUGAAUGCUGAGCAAAUAGGUGCACUCCCCUCUGCAGUUUCAUAAUUAUUAAUUUAUACAUCACGAGAGUCGUAGUGCACGUUUGGGGCCUGGAAAGACGGAUGCUAACUUAGCUGAACUUAGCUAACCUAGCGCGACUGAGUUCAGCUAACGUCGCGUUUAGCCUGAACCCAACGUGAGGUGGCUAGUUUCACCAGCUGGAUCUAAAAUGAUCAUUGAAAACCUUGAUGCCUUGAAAACAUGGCUGUCCGAAACCCUCGAGCCCAUCUGUGAUGCAGACCCUUCUGCCCUUGCCAAGUAUGUUGUUGCUUUGGUGAAGAAGGACAAAACUGAAAAGGAACUUAAAGCCCUGUGUAUAGACCAGUUGGAUGUAUUUCUUCAGAAAGAGACACAGCAAUUUGUGGAUAAGCUGUUUGAAGCGAUCAACAACAAAAGCUACCUCCCUCAGCCAGAGCAGCCAUCCUCUCUGGUCAAAGUCGAGAAAGAUGAGCCGAAAAAAGAUGAGACAAACCGGGAAGAGGAACGAGAGAAGAAGUUUUCCCGGCGAGUGAAUCACAGCCCUUCACAAUCAAGCUCUCGCUACAGCAGAGACGGCAGGAGAGGAGAUGACCGUAAGAGGGACGACCGCUCCAGGAAGAGGGAUUAUGACCGCAACCCGCCAAGGAGGGACUCAUACCGCGAUCGCUACAACCGCAGGAGAGGCCGCAGUCGCAGCUACAGUCGGAGCCGCAGUCGGAGUUGGAGCAAGGACCGCAUUCGAGAUCGUGACAGAGAGAGGGACAGGGACAGGGACAGAGACAGGGACAGAGAUAGGGAUCGAGAUCGAAGCAGGAGCCGGUCCCACAGCAGAACUCGGUCUAGAAGCAGAAGUAGAGAACGAGAUUCUGGAAAGUUGAAGUAUGAUCAUGAUCGAGUGGACCGGUCAGAGAGUGCUGAUGGCUACACCCCUGCUGCUCUGGUCUCCACUGCAACCACUUCACACUUCCCUGUGCCAACACUGAGCAGCACCAUCACAGUCAUUGCUCCCACACAUCAUCAUAGCAACAACACCACCGAGAGCUGGUCAGACUUCCGCCCUGAGCACCCUGUGGAUCGCGGCCCUUUUAGUCGGGGGCCACCUCCUCAACAAAGGAAGCGAUGCCGUGAUUAUGACGAGAAAGGCUUCUGCAUGCGAGGGGACAUGUGUCCUUUCGACCAUGGAAGUGACCCAGUUGUAGUGGAGGAUGUCAAUUUGCCCAGUAUGCUGCCCUUUCAACCUCCACCAAUCCCAGGUGUGGAUGCCCCGCCGCCCCCAGGUCUUCCACCCCCUCCGCCACUCAUGAACCCCCCACCUGUGAACCUGCGGCCCCCUGUACCCCCACCGGGCGCUCUCCCACCCAGCCUUCCGCCUGUUGCAGGUCCCCUUCCUCCUCUUCCUCCACUACAACCGUCGGGCAUGGAUGCUCCUCCCAAUUCCAUCACCAGCUCUGUUCCCACCAUCGUCACCUCUGGGAUGCGCUCCUCACUCCCCCAGGCCCCAGCGCCACUCUUCACCUCAGACACUUAUGAGACAGAUGUGUACAAUCCUGAGGCUCCCAGCAUCACCAAUACCUCCAGGCCGAUCUACCGCCACCGGGUCAAUGCCCAGAGACCCAACCUGAUCGGCCUCACAAUGGGGGAUGUGGACCAGCCACAGAGAGACAAGAUUCCGAAUAACAGCAUGAGGAUUGUUAUGGAAUCUGAUUCAAGGAAGAGACCAGCAGUGUCCCAUGAAGGAGGCAUCCCCAUCAAGAAACCUUGGUUUGACAAACCCAGCUUUAACAAACCCAACCACCAGGGCUACCACAAGAGAGCCCCAUUCAACUCUCCUAACACAAAGCUGCUGGUUCGACAAAUUCCCUCUGAGCUCAACAACAUCAGCAAACUCAAUGAACAUUUCAGCAAGUUUGGCACCAUCGUCAACCUGCAGGUGGCCUACCAGAAUGACCCAGAAGGGGCUCUGAUCCAGUUUGCCUCCCCAGACGAGGCUAAGCGGGCUAUGCAAAGCACCGAGGCUGUUCUCAACAACCGCUUUAUCAGGGUGCACUGGUUUCGUGAGAAUGGAGGUGAAGGGCAGAGUCAGGGCCAGUUGCACUCACAGCAGCAGCCGCAAGCACAGCCAGCCAUGCAGCCCUCAGCCACGUCUCUGAAGCAGUCUGUCAAAGAUCGCCUCGGACCCCUUCUCACUUCGAACUCUGAGCCCUCCCAAGAUUCCUGCGUAGCCUCUCAGAAUCCCUCUAAAGUGUCAGUGAAGGAACGUUUGGGUUUCUCUGCCAAACCAGCAGCUCCUGUUGAAAAGGUGUUUUCAACCUCCAUGGGCCUCACAAAGACCGUUUUCAAUCCUGCUGCCCUGAAGGCUGCCCAGAAAACCACAGAGGAAGCCCUAAAGAAGAAGCAGGAAGCCCUAAGACUACAGCAGGAUGUAAGAAAGAAGAAGCAGGAAAUACUGGAGAAACACAUUGAAACACAGAAGCUCCUGAUCUCCAAACUUGAGAAAAACAAAACGAUGAAAGCAGAGGAUAAAGCCAAGAUCAUGGAAACCUUGGGCACGUUAACCAAGAGCAUCACCAAACUUCAAGAGGAGAUAAAGGGUGUCUCAAGCAGCAGCAGCCUGCUACGCACAGCCAAGAGCAAGGCCCAGGCACAGAAGGAACUGCUGGAUGCAGAGCUGGACCUGUACAAGAAGACUCAGGCUGGAGAGGACACUGCUUUGUUGAAGAUCAAGUAUACUCAACUUCAAAUUGAGGCGGCUAAAAGGGGGCUCUUGUCUCCAGGACGAGGCCGCGGGGCCCCUGCUCGGGGUCGUGGUGCUCUUAGGGCCCGGGGAAGGGGCUCCAGAGGGCGGGGAAGAGGUGUGCCGCUGCACGCAGUCGUGGACCAUCGGCCGCGAGCGCUGGAGAUUUCUGGUUUUACUGAGGCAGAGCGGGUUGACUUGCUGCCACACUUUGCUCAAUUUGGAGAGAUUGAAGAUUGCCAGAUUGAUGAAAACAACCUGACUGCAGUCAUCACUUACAGGUCAAGAGCCGAGGCAGAACAGGCGGCUCUACAUGGACUGAAACUGAACAACCAGAGUUUACGCCUAGCCUGGCAUAAGCCCGUUACGACUCUGAGUACCGCGGAUGCUGACGAGGCAGAACCAGAGGAGGACGAGUACCCGGAGGAGUCCCUGAGUGAUGAUGCAUUGCUGCAGGACGAUGAUGAGGAAGAAGAUGACAAUGAGCCUCGCUCCUGGCGCAGAUGAAGACCAGUCAGACGCCCUUACCCGUUUGCACUGGUGUGGAGGAUGAGCAGCUGUCCAGCAGUUUUACAAGAUUGCAAUGCCUGUUUGUAAAUCAAGCGAGGCACAUUUUUCUUUGGCUUAAGAGUUUUUUCUCCCCUCACAAAUAUGUAACUGGCAGAAGAACCAUGUGCAAGUUUGAUUCAUUUUAAUGUGUAUCCCAGAUGCAACAAUGGUGAAUUUUUUUAAUGCUCUUAAUGUAGAAAUAGUUCCGUUUUUUUCCGUUUUGGUUUUUUCUUUUUUUUUGGUUCACAAAACACAAAUAGUUUGUCUGGACAUGUGACGACUGAUCACUUAAAGACACAUUUGUUGAACUAUUGGUUUAAGAAAACAAAACCUGUGUUGUAAUUGAACUGAAUGGCAGACUGUAGCUUUUUGCAGAAUAGUAUUAGGUUGACUGGUUAAAUGCUCGUGUAAAUAUUUUAUGUCUGGGUUUAAAUGAUUUGUAUGAAAGCUUUGGUUCUCAGUUCUUGGCUUUACUUUGAAUUGUAUAAAAAUAAAGAAUUGAAAUGGUCUGAAAACAUCCUGCCCAAAAAAAAAAAAAAAAAAGAAAAGAAAAGAAAAAAAAAGAAAAUUUUUGUGGCAGUGAAAAAAAUAACACUCCCUGAAGAGCUGUAAAAAGACCAUUUCAAAAAAACAAAAAAAACUU
Molecule: messenger RNA, 4063 nt
Organism: Thunnus maccoyii (southern bluefin tuna)
Lineage: Eukaryota; Metazoa; Chordata; Actinopteri; Scombriformes; Scombridae
Gene: rbm26
Product: RNA binding motif protein 26
Exons: 22
Coding region: 328-3378 (1016 amino acids)
Biological process (GO): mRNA processing
Cellular component (GO): nucleus
Molecular function (GO): RNA binding; metal ion binding
Source: RefSeq, a predicted model, not a curated record